Molecule: messenger RNA, 1385 nt
Organism: Momordica charantia (bitter melon)
Lineage: Eukaryota; Viridiplantae; Streptophyta; Magnoliopsida; Cucurbitales; Cucurbitaceae
Source: RefSeq, a predicted model, not a curated record
GAAGCACAUGAUUUUAAGAGGCACUCAAUUUAACGUCCAUGUGGCUCCAAGUUAGACAUGGAGCUACAUUAUUGUUUGGACUGUGAGUAACACCACAGUGUUAAGCAACUAAUGAGGAAUGCAAUAUUGCAGCAUAAGAUAUAGAGUUGAAUGAAGUUUUUACCCAGCACCAGCACAUUAGUUUCUGUUGACCAGGAUCUAACUCAAUUCUCUCAUGGAUAAUACUUGGUUUUUUAACCUUAAUUAAGGAAUAAUCUUAUCUUAGCCACCGUUAGAUGUUUGAUAACUAAAAAUUGAUUUCUUUCCCCACUGCCAGACUCCUUUUCAAAAGCAAAUUUCAUUAUGUGUAGAAAAUAGCGUAGACUUUUCUUCCACCGUACCGAAAGGAUAAAAUUUUACUCUUCAAUAAUAUAGCACAAUUAUUAAAUAUUUGACUGACUCGUGGGUGUAUUAUUACAAAUAUCUAUCCACCUCUGACUAGGGAGAGUGUUGUGGUUUGCUUCACGGAUUGGGUUUGUGGUUCAUUGAUGGUAGUCUUACACUGACACCAACUACCAAAGAAGCCUUUUGGGACACCCUUCAUUAAACACCAUAAACCAUUCUUGCUUUCRCUCUACAAAAAAAAUAAAUAAAUAAAAGAAACGCCACUAAUUUCCUCUGCCUUCAAAAAUUACAACAUCUUCUUCUUCUCAUAUGGCUCUUGCAAGUUUUGUUACAGCAUUGUCAUUUCUGAUCCUUCUUCCCACAGUUGAGCUUUCAACCGCUCAUUUUCUGAAAGGGAACGUCUCCUGCCUUGACUGCCACGCCUCCUAUGAUCUCUCAGGGACGGUGGUGAUGGUGAAGUGCGAUAAGGUAGACAAGGUGGUUACAGCAACUACGGGAAAGGAUGGGUUUUUCGAGGCGGAGCUGCACCCCAGUUCAGAUGGCCGCGACUGCGAGGCCAGGCUCGCCGGAAGGCCCAACCAGAUCUACUCCGCCACAAACACCAUUGUCGCCGGAAUCGUAAGGGGUGACGGCGGCGUCUACGGCAUCUCCACUCCGCUGGCGUUCUGCACUGCUUGCCGCUCCAUCAGCAGUGAAGCCGUCAAAUAUUGCAAGGCGGCCGGAAGGAAAUUCGGUUCCUCCAAGACCUUCAACCUUCCUCUGCCGCCGGAGUGGGGCCUGGCGCCGUCCAGCUACUAUUUCCCUUUCUUCCCCAUCAUUGGCGUUCCUUAGAUAUAUUCAUAUUCUACUAUACAUAUAUUAUAUUAUAUGUAUGUAUUCGUCUAGGUGUUGUCUCUCAAUCUUCUUACUUGCACUAUUAAAAAUUUGACAGUUACGUUUAAAAUAACUGUUAAAUUUUUCACAGAGGUAAGUAAGAAAGAYAUAUAGAUGACUGAUAAGGU